AUGUACCCGCCUCAGUCUCCGUACGGGCCGGGUAUCGCUUACUCACCCAGACCCCAACUCGCACCGCAGAGUUCGAGUACGGCCAUCCCUCUACAGGAUUUCGGAGCGGAUGGCUUACCGCCUCCUCCGCCUGUAAGUGAAAGCUGGAGGAGAAUCGAUAGGUGGGCAGAAGAACACUACCACGAACUAUGGGACCAAUUAUCAUACCCAGCAACCGUUCCAGACGUCGAAGAGCUCGAGCAACAGCUCGGUGUUUCCUUGCCCCGGGACGUCGUUGAAUCCCUCUACGUUCACGACGGUCAAGAACGCGGCGGGUACCCGACUGGCAUUCUCUUUGGCGUCACACUUCUUGAUUGUGAAGAGAUUUUGGAGGAGUGGAAUUUAUGGCGGUCGGUUGCUGGGAGGGAUGAUGAGGCUUUGUUGAGUGGUGGAGAGGCUGCGGCACAGGUUCAGGCUAUCUUGGCCAAACAAUCUUCGAGACCGGAGGGAGCAGUCAAGCAUCGUUACGCGCACCCGGGAUGGGUUCCUCUCGGUAAGGACUUCCAGGGUAACAAUAUCGGUGUCGAUCUUGCUCCGGGACCUACAGGUCGUUGGGGACAGAUUAUCCUCUUCGGUCGCGAUCAAGAUGUCAAGUACGUCAUUGCUCGCUCCUGGGGAAGUCUCCUUGCCGGUGUCGCAGAUGAGCUUGAUGGAGGAAAGUGGAGUAUCGAGGAGGAAAGUGGUGAGCUGAGGUUGAGGGGUGCAUUCGACGUCGAGGAUCACUACUUUGAUGUAUUGAAGGCACGAUUGAGGAGGAGGGAAAAGAGGAGGACGAUGCAAUCAUCU
This is a messenger RNA of Saitoella complicata NRRL Y-17804, 825 nucleotides long. RefSeq names its product cell wall assembly and cell proliferation coordinating protein. The annotation marks the transcript as partial. Gene Ontology annotation, biological process: regulation of fungal-type cell wall biogenesis. Gene Ontology annotation, cellular component: mating projection tip. The record is from RefSeq and is a predicted model, not a curated record. The transcript has a single exon. Lineage: Eukaryota; Fungi; Ascomycota; Saitoellomycetes; Saitoellales; Saitoellaceae.